UUGGGGUGUUAGUCCUGGGAUCUCGGACAGGUUUUGUGUGUUUUUGUCUUUUAAUAGGCUCAUAUGAAGUUAAGAGUAGUUGUUCCACAAGUCACUAGGGCUACGUGAUGGUUUGAACGAUCAUGCAUGUAGUAGUGGGUUUCUUUUUUGGCUACUAGGUGACUCGGGGUGGUUGUUACACACAGGCUCUGCUUGACAAAGUCUCGCUUUUGUGAAUCCGCGCUGCAGAUUCCAAACGAAGUGGAUUCCACUUUUUCGUAUUCCUGGUCUCUCCGCCUCCCUUACUGCGCGUCUCAUUCUUUCUCUCUCUCUCUUUCUCUCGGCUCUUCGCCGUUCUUGCUCUCUCUCUUUCUUUUGGUCUGUGCUUGUAUUAGCUCCGAUGUGCGGAGGGUGCAGUGCAUGGGAUCGCCCUGUUAUCUGCUGGGGAGAUUCGCAGUAAAGUUUGCUGGCCGCAAACUACACGAAAAUCUAGGGCCCGAGGAAAAAGGAAUGGCUGUGCCGUACCAGGGCAUCAAGGAAUGAAGUGGAACUUUUCUGGCAGUGCCCGUGCUUCGCGAUUGGGACCGUUGAGUGUCGUGGCUCUUUCGCAAUUCAGGACGAAUCAUCUGCCUUGAUCCUACGUGAACAAGGUUGAAGAGGGGGGUCGGAGUGUGUGGACCCCUCUAUCAGGACAACGUGUGUUUCCCAAACAGUUUAGAGUAUUCAUGAGGUUACGCAAAUGUGGAGGCAGCAAAAUUACCGUAAUCAAUUGAAGCGGCGUGCACGCGUCCGUCCACAGCUCUGAUUACCCGGAGAUCAGCCUGAUGUAAAUGUUACAAGGAGAGGAGCUGUUAAAUUGCUGUUGAAUUUGGGUGAGAAGUCUAUGAUCAUUGGGCAAGUGAGUCUGCACAGAGAUAAUAGGGCAGAUCAGUGGACCGGGCAAGUGCGGACGGCACAUUAGCUAUCUGACUUGGACUCAAAGCUGCUGUUUUACGGAAAGACUAAACCUAUAUUACUCCGAAUAAUACCCAAAACAGCUAUUUCCACUUAUUUUUGUCCAACAAGGAUAAAAAGGGCAGAUCUCUCGUUUGAGAGAAUAAGAGACUAUGGAAGUUCGCUACGGUCAAGACUCGGAGUCCGGAAUGCUGCUGAAGAAUGGACUAAAAGAGGGGAAAGAGGGAAAAGAUUCCCAGGGGAACAUUUCCAAAACGUUCCUGAAGGACCAGCAGGAGUCCUUCUCCCCAUCCGGACAGGUGGAAAAUUGCGAAAAAAACAGAACGAGCUCGGGAGAUCCUGAUUACUGCCGGAGGAUUUUAGUUCGAGAUGCCAAAGGUUCGAUUCGAGAAAUUAUUCUGCCGAAGGGUUUGGAUCUAGACCGACCGAAACGCACUAGAACCUCAUUCACAGCAGAACAGCUGUACAGAUUGGAGAUGGAGUUUCAGCGGUGCCAGUACGUUGUGGGACGAGAAAGAACUGAACUUGCCCGACAGCUUAACCUGUCUGAAACUCAGGUGAAGGUGUGGUUCCAAAAUCGCCGGACCAAACAGAAAAAGGAUCAGGGUAAAGACUCAGAGCUGCGCUCUGUGGUUUCUGAGACGGCCGCCACCUGCAGUGUCCUGCGUCUCCUGGAACAGGGGCGGCUCCUCACUCCUCCAGGCCUGCCAGGGUUGCUGCCCCACUGUGGGAGCUCUUCGCUGGGCUCAGCGCUACGUGGGCCGUCCCUGGGCAUCACCGCUAACGGAGGUUCCUCCAGCAGCAGUAGCAGCAGCGCGGCCAGCUCGGGCACAGCCGGCGGGAGCCCCCCGCUGCCAACCGUGACCAGUUCAGGAACAGUCACAGGGCUGCAGGGAUCUCCACCAGCCCACGGGCUGUUCAGCUUCCCCAUGCCCUCUCUCCUAGGGUCCGUCGCUUCGCGCAUCUCCUCCACCCCACUCGGCAUGGCCGGAUCCCUCGCAGGGAACUUGCAGGAACUUUCCGCACGUUAUCUGAGCUCCUCCGCUUUUGAACCUUACUCGCGGACCAAUGGCAAAGAAGUGCUGGACAAGAAAGUUUUGGAAUGAUAGGCUCACUUUUCUUGUUGUUUUGAAAUCAGCUUAAGCUCUAAAUAUCUCUUCUUUUUUUAAUCAGAAAUUUUUCGCUUUGUCAUGUCAGUGCUGUGGUUAUUAACUUCAACUUUUCACGUCCUGCACACUUGAUGCCUCUCAGUACUGUACAAACGUUGACUCAUUCUUGUACUUUUCAAACAUAAGGAUUUUCAGAGUUUUUUGCACUAAAUCGAAACGUUUCUCCACCCUGUUGUGAAUUUUGAGGCAAACAAGAGCAAGAGGAAGGAAUGUAGCAAGAGAUUAUGGAGGGAAGAGAACUGAAAAUGCUUGCUGUGGCAAUAUUUUCGGAGCACUUUUUCCCCAUAAACCGUUGGAGUUGGACAGUUAAAUUCAGAUUAUUUAGUGAUCUGAGAAAGCUGCUGGCAAAAAUAUGAUACAGAAACUUAACCUGUCAUAACAUAAAAUCAUCUUUCACAAUUUCAGUUUGAAGUUUUACAUAGUGCUGUCUGGCAAGAUUCAUUUCAUUUCAUUCAAUACAGUCAUAUAGUGGCAAACCUAUUCUUCACUUACACAGUAAGCAUCAAAAUGUCACGAAUUUGCCAUACGAAGCUAUAAAAUCAGAUGUCUAUACCAUUUUGUAUUCGUUUGGUUAAAUAUGUUCAAAUCAAAGAAAAGCACUGUCAAACCGUUAUAUAGUCCAGUAGUCCUGUGUUCAUUGUUCUCUAAAUGGUUUCUGUGAGGGUCCCCAAAAUGAGUUUUUGAAGGCAGUCCCAGUUUGUGAGUUUGUAUGUCUUAAAUAUGCAGUUUUUAUCUUCUGUGUGUGUGUGUGCUGGUACUGAAGUUGUAGUCCUGGUUUCCAUGUUUAGGUGCGUGUUUAAGCUGAAAACCUUUCUGAAGAAAACUCUGGGGCCCAAAUGUGGAGAGACGUCAUUGUGUGUGAUUAUGCUCUGAAGCAUCAAUUUGACCCUCGAAUGAUUGGACUUGAUGUUUUGCCGAACAUUUCAGACGUGGAACAUUUCAGCAAAGUUUUUCGGAUGAAUCUGACGCCCUUUCUGUUAUCAAAGCUGAGAUGAGGCCGAUCUCUGAAAGAGCAGGGUGCAGUUAUUGUAGUAUAAAUGAAAAAGAUUGAAAAUUGUAACUAAAAUUGUUAUUUUAUUGUAAAUUAUUCACGUCUGUAAUAAAUAGAUCAUUAGUAUAUCUGCAAAUAAUGAAAGAAUGAAUGUAUAGGGGGGCGGGGUUUCUGGUUGACGAACCAAUCAAAGCUCUGGUGUUGUUGUUAAAUAUCUUGAAGUUUGUAAACUGUGGUAUGAGUGUGGAUAUAUAUUAUAUAUAACU
Molecule: messenger RNA, 3359 nt
Organism: Paramisgurnus dabryanus
Lineage: Eukaryota; Metazoa; Chordata; Actinopteri; Cypriniformes; Cobitidae
Product: ventral anterior homeobox 1
Biological process (GO): brain development; regulation of transcription by RNA polymerase II; neuron differentiation
Cellular component (GO): nucleus
Molecular function (GO): RNA polymerase II cis-regulatory region sequence-specific DNA binding; DNA-binding transcription factor activity, RNA polymerase II-specific
Source: RefSeq, a predicted model, not a curated record